Messenger RNA from Penicillium canariense, 780 nucleotides. Its product is annotated as SDR family NAD(P)-dependent oxidoreductase. Gene Ontology annotation, molecular function: oxidoreductase activity, acting on the CH-OH group of donors, NAD or NADP as acceptor. The transcript is spliced from 2 exons. The record is from RefSeq and is a predicted model, not a curated record. The coding region runs from base 1 to 780 and encodes 259 amino acids. NCBI's taxonomy places the organism in Eukaryota, Fungi, Ascomycota, Eurotiomycetes, Eurotiales, Aspergillaceae.
AUGGUAACCGGCGGAACAUCGGGUAUUGGGUUUGCCAUCGCAGAAAGAUUCCUGCAGGAAGGCGCUUCAACGAUCAUUCUCGUUAGCAGAUCUCAGGAGAGACUCACGAAAGCUGCUGAAAAGCUUUCUGUUGUGAAUGGUACGGAAGCAGCAUCAGACAAAGUCCGAUUACUUGUCGGAGAUGUAGGAGAAGUGGGGACAUGGAUGCGCGAAUUAGAGGAGGAGAUGGCCAAUGUCGAUGUACUAGUCAAUGCGGCGGGCAUAUCUAUCUCGAGUAUUCUCCCCAAAUUCGAACUAGCCGACAUCUCCCAGAUCCUUCGUACAAAUCUCGAGGGUGCGAUACUCACAUCUCGCGCGUUGCUGCGAGCCGCCAUCAGAAGCCGAAUUAGGGACCGCAAGAACACAAGCGCAGGACCCAAACCACCAUCAAAAUGCAUCAUCAAUGUCUCAUCUCUCCUCGCGCUCAAGGCUGGAACCGGUGCUGUCCCGUACGCUGCAUCUAAAGCUGGGCUUUUAGGUCUGACGCGGUCCUUGGCUGUCGAAUCCUCGGCGUCAUUGAAAGACCUGGUCAUUCGGUCGAAUGCCAUCGUGCCGGGGUAUAUCGAAACGCCCAUGAUUGAAGACUUUUCUCCGGGAGAGGCCGAUAGACUCAAGGCCAUGAUCCCGCUACAUCGGUUCGGGGAUCCGCGGGAAAUUGCUGAUGCGGCCGUUUUCCUGGCCCAGAAUGAAUACGCCAAUAACUGUGUUCUAAACCUGGAUGGAGGGUUAAGUGCUGUCUAG